AUGCACGAACUAGGAAGCAAAGCAAAACAUUCCAGGGUCUUAUCGACAAAGAACCAGUUACCAAGAAAACAGCCUGUUUCCCAGCCCCCGAAGCCUCCCCUCGCUCCCAUUCAAAACAAACAAUCAACUUUAUUUUCAACCCCACCCGCGCCGUCACAUAUUUCACCCCCGGUCUCUACACCCAAUAAUGGUCCAUCUCCUGGUCGCAUGCGCACCAACGCAGAAGGACCACGGCUUAUCCCUGUCGACCCAGUCCGCGCCACCCCGCACCUCCUUGCAAAAAUCCCGCAUGGCGCGAGGCAUGUGCGCCGCUUUAUCAUUGUUGUCGUAGUGGUGUUGUACCGCGGGUCGCAUCAGGCGGUGUACCCGACGCCGAAUGUUCCGCCGCUGCAGCAUGCGGGCGAUGAGAUUGUGUUAAAGGAGGAUGAGGACGAUGGCGUCGAUGGCGUCGAGUUGGAUACAGAUAUGGAGAUGGAGAUGGGGAUGGGGAGGGAUGAGGAUGAGGAGCAGGAGGAGCAGGAGGAGCAGGAUGAAGAGGAGGAGGAGGAAAGGGAAGAAGUGCAGGAGGAGGAGGAGGAGGAGGAGGAGUACGACCCCGACCAUGACCAUGGCCAUGCGGCGGAGAGGUAUCGGUACUCUGGCUCUGUCUCUCUGUACCCGCUAUAUACUACUACCACCACCACCGCUACUACCACAACUACCACCACCACAACCACCGCCACCACAACUACAACCACCGCUGCUGAUAUCCACACUCCGACGUAUAGAUCGGUCCCUGCCCCAACCCCGCUCUUCGCACAGCGCCCAUUGCGCAAGAGGUCAUCUGAUGAGCUUAAUGAUGAUGGAGAUGGAGAGGGUGAUGCGGGGUACGAUACGGCGAGUAGAAGUAGCGAGACGCUUUCGUCUUCGUGGAGGGGUGUUCGACCUGUUGAUGUUGCUGUGGGUGUGGGUGUAAAUGUGGUGGCGCCGGAGCUUGUGAUGAGGCCGAGGAAACGGAGUAGUGAGGAGUUGGAUGAUGAGCAUGAACGUGAACGCGGGCGUGAGCGUGGGAGUGAAGAGAGGGUACCGUGUCGGGGAACAUACCAUAACGACAACCACAACCACAACGACACAUAUAGCCUCCACAACCACCAACGUAUCCGGGUGCACGCGCCGCUUUCGCCGUCGUCUGAGAGCCCGCGCAGUAGAAGGCGGAGCGGGAGUGUGUAUUAUUCAUCGUCUGCCGAUGCGGAGGAAGGUGAUCGGGAUGUGGUGUUUUCUGAGGUGGGCGAUGGCGAUGUUGAUGUUGAUGUGCAUGUGGAUGGGGAUGGGGACGAUAUCUCAGGGGACGAAUUUCUCGAUGUUGCCUCGGAGUGGCUGGACGACGCUAAGAAGGCGAUUCUGAAAGGGAAGAAAAACCUUGACAAGUGGUUCCAUGAUGGAAGAGAAUUCAUAAAGCGAGAUAACUUGCUCUACGAAUAUAUUACGCAUCCUGAAUUCCAGAAAUAUGAUUUGAGGGUGACGGAACCCAAGCUUUGUGACCCAACCGUCAAGCAAUUGUCAGGGUAUCUCGACAUUGCUGAAGACAAGCAUGGAGAGUGA
Psilocybe cubensis is the source of this 1581-nucleotide messenger RNA. RefSeq lists its product as uncharacterized. The coding region runs from base 1 to 1581 and encodes 526 amino acids. NCBI's taxonomy places the organism in Eukaryota, Fungi, Basidiomycota, Agaricomycetes, Agaricales, Agrocybaceae. The record is from RefSeq and is a predicted model, not a curated record. The transcript has 9 exons.